AUGGUCUCCCACGCAGCUCUUCAGGAUUCAAGCCAUCUUACAAAGCCAUCCACAUCAUCUCGUUCCGUAGGUCCCGACGCCCGUGCCUGUGUUUUCCUUGGCUGUGACAGUGCAUUUGCAACUAAAAGGGCCGUUCCUGAUCUAUGUGGUGUUAGUGACAAAGUGUUCGCCUUACUUUUGAGCCUCAUUCCCAGAGUAGCAGAGCGAUCAGACUUUGUGACAGCAGAAAAUAAGCUUUUAUUGUUCCUUGUGAAGAUGAAACAUGGUGUGCCAUUUCGUAUGCUCGGGGUGUUGUUUGGGCUACAUGAGACGACAGCUUCACGAAUAUUUCAUGCAAUCCUAGGCACACUAUGUCGUGCAACUCGCAGUUGGGUAUACAAGCCACCACUUGAUGUAAUCAAGGCGACAUCACCAGCAUGUUUCCGGGCACACUAUCCUGACUGUACAAUGAUAGUGGAUUGUACUGAGGUAAAAACUGAGGUACCUCCUGAAAUAAGGGAAAAGCAUCAUCUCUAUUCCACGUACAAGAGUGGAUACACACUCAAAUCCCUUGUUGCGAUUGCACCAAAUGGCAUGAUCAUAUUCAAGUCUGAAGCAUUCGGAGGCCGCAGCUCGGACGCAGACAUCAGUAUUCGCUCCGGCUUUCUCAACCUAGUUGGCCCUGGUGAUGUCAUCCUAGCUGUCAAGGGCUUUCCUGGUAUCCGUGCAAGCGUAACUGACAAGGACGCAGUGCUAGUGAUGCCGCCUUUUUCAUGUGGGGGCAUCCCAUUUACACCUGAGGAGGUCGAUGAUACUUACCAUAUUUCGAAUGUCAGAGUUCAUGUUGAGCGUGCAAUUCAAAGAUUGAAAAUCUUUGGAAUAUUGACAAAUCGCAUUCCAAAAUAUCUAAUUCCUGCAAUGAGCCAUGUGUUUCACAUGUGUUGUGUGCUGGCAAACCUGCAGCCACACAUACUUAAUAAAGAGGAUUCUGAAAGCACCCUGUAA
Messenger RNA from Ornithodoros turicata, 984 nucleotides. RefSeq lists its product as uncharacterized. The transcript has a single exon. The record is from RefSeq and is a predicted model, not a curated record. NCBI's taxonomy places the organism in Eukaryota, Metazoa, Arthropoda, Arachnida, Ixodida, Argasidae. The coding region runs from base 1 to 984 and encodes 327 amino acids.